UCUCGUAAAUGCGCGGAAAGAAAAACCAGAACACUGACCGCAUUCGCGGGAACAACCAGAAGCAUUCGCGGGAAGGAGAGAGAGAGAGAGAGAGAGGAAUUCCAUCCAUGGCGUAUACCAGAAUCGUUCUCCAUUCGUUUCCAUUGCUUCAUGUCUUUCUCCUAUUUCAUCUCUCCAUUGCCGCCGAUGACGUUUCCCACGGCAACGAUUCUUCUAAGUGCAAUAACGAAUACAAUACGGUUCUGGUGAAGAAUUGGGUGAAUGGUAUUGAAGGGGACAAAGUGAUUGGAUUAAAUGCUUUAUUUGGUGCUACCUUGCCAACUCGCGAUACUGGAAGCCUCAGAAAGCCUACUGUUUUGACAAAUCCUUUCAACUGUUGUGAAAGUUCUUCUUCAAAGCUAUCCGCUUCUAUUGCCUUGUCUCAGCGUGGAGACUGUGACUUCACAACCAAGGCACAGGUUGCGCAGUUAGGAGGUGCAGCUGGCUUGAUGGUGAUAAGUGAAAAUGAAGAAAUUUUCCAAAUGAAUUGCCCUAGUGAUGCUGCUCCCUUAAAAAUCACAAUUCCAGUUGUAAUGAUCUCAAAGUCAGUAGGGGACAGUAUGAAGGAUUCAUUGGCCGCUGGAGAGAGGGUGGAGGUUCUGCUCUAUUCUCCAGACCAGCCAAUUAUGGACUUUUCUGUGGUCUUCUUGUGGCUCAUGUCUGUUGGAACCCUUGUUUGUGCUUGUCUUUGGUCUGAUAUUGUUUCAUGCAAGCAGAGUGAGGACCGUUAUAAUCAACUUACAAUAAAGGACCCAUCUAAGGCUGAAACAGCCAACAAAGAUGAUUCGGAGGAAAUACUAGAUAUAAAUGCAAAGGGAGCUGUGAUUUUUGUUAUAAUGGCAUCUGCGUUCCUACUGUUACUAUAUUUUCUUAUGUCUUCCUGGUUCGUUUGGGUCCUGAUUGUGAUGUUUUGCAUUGGUGGUACUCAGGGGUUGCAUGCUUGCUUGGUGUCACUGAUUACAAGAAUGUGCAGAGGCUGUGGACAAAAGACAACUAAACUUCCUGUUAUUGGGGAGGCUCCACUUCUAUCUGUUGUGCUUUUCCCAUUCUGUGCAGCAUUUGCCAUUUUCUGGGCUGUAAAUCGAAACACCUCUUAUGCGUGGAUUUGUCAAGAUAUUCUCGGAAUUUGUUUGAUGAUAACCGUCUUGCAGUUGGCUCGAUUACCAAAUAUCAAGGUUGCUGCAGUACUUCUCUGUUGUGCUUUUUUCUAUGAUAUUUUUUGGGUUUUCAUAUCACCACUUAUAUUCCAUGAAAGUGUUAUGAUUGCGGUUGCUCGUGGUGACAAUAGUGGUGGAGAAUCCAUUCCCAUGCUUUUGAGAAUCCCUCGAAUUUUUGAUCCUUGGGGUGGGGACAAUAUGAUUGGAUUUGGGGACAUUCUCUUCCCUGGCUUGAUUGUUUCAUUUACACGCAGAUAUGACAAAGAAACUAAGAAGGGCAUAUUUAAGGGAUAUUUCCUAUGGUUGGUAAUUGGCUAUGGAUUUGGGCUCUUUUUUACAUAUCUUGGUUUAUAUCUGAUGGACGGACAUGGUCAACCUGCACUAUUGUACCUUGUUCCAUGUACAUUAGGUGUUGCUGUCAUAUUGGGUUUGGUGAGAGGCGAGCUGAAAGACUUGUGGAACUUUGGCGAUGGCCCAUCACAGGAUGCUUCUGGAGAAGCUUGAAGCAUCAAACCAUUCAUAUGUCCAAAACAAUGAUAAAGGGGUGGGCAAGACAAUGUAGGAAGCAACCUGCAGACCUGGUAAAAACACUCAUUCUGCAUCCUAACAAUGAUCAAAGAUCCAUUCACAUGAGGAAGACCUUCCAAUGGAAGAAAACUAGUGCAUGAGACAUGAAGAGUGGAGCAAAAAGGUGAAGGUAUGGCGAGAGCCUUGUAGUUGAUUCCACAUGUGCAGUGCUUUGUAUAAAUUUUCUGCUCUAAAGCAAGAUUUCAGUUAUUGGGACUUCUAUUUCCAUUAUGGGUAUUGUAAUAUUAGACCCAAAUACAAUUUGAACCAUUUUUUUCAUUGAAUUAUUUUGUAAGAACGUCUUUUGUAUGUUAAAAUACUGUGUGAGAUAGCGCAGUCUGGCUCCA
Magnolia sinica is the source of this 2110-nucleotide messenger RNA. RefSeq names its product signal peptide peptidase-like 2. Gene Ontology annotation, molecular function: aspartic endopeptidase activity, intramembrane cleaving. Gene Ontology annotation, biological process: membrane protein proteolysis. Gene Ontology annotation, cellular component: cytoplasmic side of endoplasmic reticulum membrane; lumenal side of endoplasmic reticulum membrane; Golgi-associated vesicle membrane. The record is from RefSeq and is a predicted model, not a curated record. The coding region runs from base 9 to 1700 and encodes 563 amino acids. The transcript is spliced from 14 exons. NCBI's taxonomy places the organism in Eukaryota, Viridiplantae, Streptophyta, Magnoliopsida, Magnoliales, Magnoliaceae.